CUGACUGUUUUUGCUUACAGGUCAGAGCGGCCUGGGAAAGUCUACUCUGAUGAACACGCUGUUCAAGUCUAAAGUCAGCCGUAAGUCUGUGCUGGCGACGGCCCAGGAGAAGAUCCCCAAAACCAUCGAAAUAAAGUCCAUCAGUCAUGAUAUCGAGGAGAAGGGAGUGAGAAUGAAGCUGACAGUCAUUGACACACCGGGCUUUGGAGACCAGAUCAACAAUGAGAACUGCUGGCAGCCCAUCAUGAAGUUCAUUAAUGACCAGUACGAGGCGUACCUGCAGGAGGAGAUCAACAUCAACAGGAAGAAAAGGAUUCCAGACUCCAGAGUCCACUGCUGCAUAUACUUCAUCCCCCCGACCGGACACUGUCUGCGGCCUCUUGAUGUAGAAUUCAUGAGACGUCUCAGUAAGGUGGUCAACAUUGUCCCAGUCAUUGCCAAGGCGGACACGCUCACCCUGGAGGAGAGGGACUUCUUCAAAAAGAAGAUCAGGGAAGAGCUGCGAGCCAACGGGAUCGACGUGUACCCUCAGAAAGAAUUUGACGAGGAUGCCGAGGACAGAAUAAUCAACGAGAAGAUCAGGGAGAUGAUCCCAUUUGCUGUGGUGGGCAGCGACCAGGAGUACCAGGUCAAUGGCAGGAGGCUGCUGGGGAGGAAAACCAAGUGGGGAACCAUUGAAGUUGAGAACAUAGCCCACUGUGAGUUUGCCUAUUUACGGGAUCUCCUCAUCAGGACCCAUAUGCAGAACAUUAAGGACAUCACCAGCAGCAUCCACUACGAAAUGUAUCGCGUGAGGCGCCUCAAUGAGAAUAACACGGUGGUGGCUCAUGCCAACGGUAUCCCAGAACAUCAUCUUGCCGCCCACGAGAUGUAGACGCCACCUGCCCCCGCUGCAGUUGACCUCAACUGGGUGUAACUCAUUUGCUAUGAGACUUUGAAUCUUCAUUGACAGUCUUCCCACCACUCCAGCCCUCCACUCCAUCCACCCCCAUCUCACAGGUGGGAUAGAAACUUAAAAGCCUGCCAGAGGGACUUUAUUUUCAAUGACUUUCGGCAGCCGAACAGACCGCUCAUGUCAGUAUAUUGCCUCAUUAACAAACUCUAUCCUCUCACUACCGCUGUCAAAGGAGAAGUUUGAUUCUUUGUAACGUGCUGCAGCUUGAUUUUUACCUGCUUCCAGAUCUUACAGUUAACCUUUGCGGUUUUUACUUGGGGUGCCAAAGAUUAGGCAUCUGUCGAACUAGAACGGACUGACGCUCAAUAUCCGUCAGCGUCAGAAUCGCCUUACUCAGUAACAUGUUAAUCUCGUCCACUUUUACUUUAAGUUUGAUGUUUUUUAGCAGUGCUUAUAAGAAUUCAUACCUAACAGAAGCACCGUUUUCUGUCUUUAUGCACGCCGCUGUAUCAACGUAUGUGGGAAGUGAUGAUAUUCAUUAUUGCACUUGAUCACUACGUAGUCUGUCAUUGACAAGCGUGAUGGAAAAGUUGCCGGGCAGCACUUUUCCAACACGUGACGCACAUACAGUCACACCGGUCUGUCUGUGUGAUGCAGCGUCAUUCAGCUCUCUCCUCAUAGUCAAACAAGAAAAGGUUAUCAAAUAAGCACAUCGUAUGUUUGAGUUUAUCUUUUUUUUUUGUCACAAGCUGUGUUUCGCUUUAGCUGUUAAAUGUUCAUGUCAUGUUAAAUAUAGAUGUUAGGCCCUUGACAUCUUUUUUUAAAUUCCCAAUAAUAAAUGUCAUUGUUUAUUAAUAGAAAUAUCUUAAGAGUGAUUUAAGAUGAAAAAGUAUUUAUGCACGGUAUAAAAUGUGAAAGUUUGUCCUUAGUUGUGGGCCACUUCUUCAGAUUACCCACCCACACACAAACACACACACACACACACAUACCUUUUACUGCUUUAGGGCCCAUCAUAGUGCCUUAUUUAUUGGAGAAUGUUUGCUAGCACGUUGGCUGAAACUGGAAAGAGAGCAGGUUUGUUGGUGCCAAGUCGAGCUACAUUUAGAUAUUUUUCAACCCUUUUCCCUCGUUUAUCUGGAAAAGAAAUCUAGUUUUCAAUUGACCAGUCCACUUUUCCUCUAUUUUCCAUAAUAUACCAAGGAUCUGUUUGAACCAUAUAUAAUUCCCUAAGCUGUCACUGUCAUGCUCUGUCCUGUAUAUUCUUCUGUGUUCUGAUGCAUUUUUUGUACUUGUAUUAAGAUAAUAACAAAUUUUUCCUUUUAUCUUAUUUUAAAGAAAUAAAGAUUAAAGUUGUAAAUAUA
Messenger RNA from Morone saxatilis (striped sea-bass), 2256 nucleotides. RefSeq names its product septin-9-like. Lineage: Eukaryota; Metazoa; Chordata; Actinopteri; Moronidae. The coding region runs from base 50 to 874 and encodes 274 amino acids. The transcript has 8 exons. The record is from RefSeq and is a predicted model, not a curated record. Gene Ontology annotation, molecular function: GTP binding; molecular adaptor activity; GTPase activity. Gene Ontology annotation, cellular component: septin ring; septin complex; cell division site. Gene Ontology annotation, biological process: cytoskeleton-dependent cytokinesis.